AUGUUGGUGGUCGGUCUGAGCGGCGGCGUGGCAACCGGAAAAAGUACGGUAAGCGCUGUUUUCCGGCAAAACGGCAUUCCGGUCAUUGACGCCGAUUUGGUGGCUCGACAAGGUUAUUUUUCACACUUGCAUAACCGAAUUUCAGUUUGAAUUGAGAUUUUUAGAUUCUCGAGAAACAGUCAUCUCUGUGAGGAAUUUUUUGAACUUACUUUUACCCCCAAGUUUUCAUCCAAAAGUUUGAGUUUCAGCUAAAAAUUCAAAUUCCGAUAUCAAGUUUUUGUUUUAAAAAAGGAAAAAAUAUGUUUUAAACGGAUUCCUAUGAUUUCAGGUACUCCUAAGCCCUUACGGUUCUCAAAAAAACUGGAAACUUUAUUGAUUUUCUGAAUUCAAAGCACCUUUUCAAAGGUAUUAAACAUAAAGCUCAAAAGAAAGAAGUUUCAAACUAAUAUAAGAUUCAUGAAACAAAAAAAUGUUUGGAGUUCGGGUUUAAAAUGAGCGAUUUCAUGACAGACUCGCGAAAUCCAUUUUUAUUUUGGACUACAGUCUGUUUCGAUUUUGAGGGUGAAAUUCUUAGCUCAAGCUCCGCCCCUAAUUUCCUGAUAAACCAAUCAGAGAGCGAGCCAUACACAGAGCGUUUUCAAAUGACGUCAUUGUACUUGACAUUCAAAAUAUAAACAGACCAUAUCAAGACAAUUAAAAAAAACUGUCUCUUAUCAAAAAAGAGAAGAUACAAUAUUUUCUCUCUAAAGGAACCUUAAAAAAGUUCGGCUUUCUCAUGUUUUAAUUUCCAGUCGUACAACCUGGUCAUCCAACGUAUGUCAAGCUGCGGGCGGCCUUUGGCGAGGAAUUCUUCGACGAUGCCAGCGGCGGCGUUUUGCGCAGGGAGAAGCUCGGAAAGGCGGUCUUCACCGACUUGGAGAUGCGGAAGAAGUUGAACGCGAUCACGCAUCCCUCGAUCCGCUACGAGAUGCUCAAACAGCUUCUUUAUCACCUGUUCACUGGCACCAGGUUGGGUUAUGUUGUAAGAAAAGAAAGGGAGGCCUGAGACAUAUGAAAAUGUGUAAAAUGAUCUUUCUUCUUUUUCCUGUAGGGUCUGAAAUGGUCGGAAAAACUUCAAAUUCAAUAAUUCAGAUCUUUUCCUUCAAGUCCUUAUUUAAAAACAGAAAUAUGACUCACAAAGUGUAUUUAAAGGUACAUCGUCUUCGACACACCUCUUCUUUUCGAAGUUGGAUACGACAAAUGGAUCCGCACGACUAUUGUUGUUUGGUGGUUGGUUUAUCUCCUAUUAAAAAAAUAAUCAUAAAAAAAGUUUUUGGAUUAGAAAGACUUUCAACUAACUCCCAAGCUGCUCAGUAUUUUAUUUGGUUUUUUUCAUUUACUCCUUAUUUUUCUAAGAAACCUUUUUUUUAUUUUUCAAUCAUCCUUGAGUAUGGUUCGUUUUCCGUAACUCAAAAGGGCGGGAUUUCUCGGCGCCCUCUCGUCUUUAAGUACUAUUUUCCUGUUUCUCCGGCGUCCCUGAAGAGGGAACAGAGAGACGCAGACACUCUAAAAUCCCAUAGUCGCGGAGAUUUGGAGAAGUCUCUUCUUGCAGCGAAGAAGAAAUCGAACUGAAAAGAAUGAUGACUCGGGACGGAUUCUCGCGAGAAGAUGCCCUGACUCGAAUCGCAGCUCAAAUGAGCAUCGGUUUGUUUAUUUAUUUAUUUUUUCUUUCUGAUCGUGGAUAACGGUAAAGAUAAAGUCAGUGGUUUCGCUGCGGGGAUAGAACUUGUGACCCUUUUUACCUUAGACAGGCAGACAACCUGUUGCCCUACGGUGCGCCGCUCCUCAAAAAGUAUCAUAAUUAUUAAAUAUCACUCAAACCGAGAGUAGAAGUCAAAUUCAGUGAAUUAAAAACUCACUGUAAUAAGAUUUUUCUGCACAGUACGAAUCUUCGGGAAUUUUCUGAAAAUUGCAGAUAAUAAAGUUUAUUUUAAAAGAAAAAUAGUAUUUUAUUUGAACUGCUGGAAAAGUUUUUCUUCUUUUUCAUUCAUCGAGCGUUCAGAGGAGAAGAAAAAAAGCGGGCCAAGAUCCUCAUUGACAACAAUGGAACGCGGGACGAAUUAUUGAUCCAGGUGAUACUUAAUUGAUGGACGAGUUGAAAAGCUGAAACCAGGUAGAAGAGGUGAUCCGGAAGCUGAAUUCCUCGUGGUCGCCCAUCCUGGUUCGCGUCGUCAUCGCCGUCCUCUUCGGCCUUCUUUCUUCCUGGAUCAUCGGCUUCUUCCGAUAA
Messenger RNA from Caenorhabditis auriculariae, 2266 nucleotides. Lineage: Eukaryota; Metazoa; Nematoda; Chromadorea; Rhabditida; Rhabditidae. The record is from the annotation of a GenBank genome assembly.